This is a messenger RNA of Gryllus bimaculatus (two-spotted cricket), 4794 nucleotides long. Lineage: Eukaryota; Metazoa; Arthropoda; Insecta; Orthoptera; Gryllidae. The record is from the annotation of a GenBank genome assembly.
AUGGACCCUGCAGCGGGCAGCGGCGGCGGCAUCGGCAUCCUCGGCGGCGACGGCGGCGGUGGCGGCGGAGGAGGAGGAGGCGGUGGAGGCGGCGAAGAAUGGUGGGCCGCCCGGCCAUGGGGGCCCGGCGACGUGUUAGUGGCGACGCUGGUCGCGCGGACCGCGACGUGUCUGUGCGCGCCGCUCGCCUCCAGGUUCUACAGGUUCCUAGCCAGGUUCUCAGAGGCCUGCUCCAGUCGGUCGACGCCGAAGCCGCGGCCGCCGUCCCCGACGGCGCGGCCGAACAUCACAUUCCACACGUACGCGUGUCCACCCGCUUACGCCACCUGGUACUGCCUGAACGGCGCCACCUGCUUCACCGUCAACAUCGGCGAGUCGCUGCUCUACAACUGCGAAUGUGCAGAUGGAUAUAUGGGGCAGAGGUGCGAAUUCAAGGACCUGGAUGGAUCAUACUUACCAUCACGACAACGAGUUAUGUUAGAGACAGCAAGCAUCGCUGGAGGUGCAACGAUUGCAGUGUUCCUUGUUGUCCUCGUGUGUAUAGCAGUGUACAUCCACUUUCAAAGGAAAUUGAAAGAAAGCCGUGCCACAUGUGUAGACGGUAGCAGUCACGAUUUAGAGAAACGACCUUUUAGCCGAGAUCCAAUGGAAAUCUCCAUUCGAAGACCACCUUCACAUUAUCAGAAUUCACCUGAUAUUCCCACAGCACCUAUAGAAGAGAGGGAAAACGACCCCCAAUUUAUUCGAGUAGGAGAAGCUCCUUCAAGCACGCAUCGACACUCGCAGCAGUGACUGUGUUUGCCAAACCAGGCUUGUGAAUAGUUUCCUCAUGUUAUUACUAUUAUUAUGUUUAAAUAUGUAUUUAUUGUACUAUAUAGAAGAUACCUUUCAAAGAAACAGCUGUUAAAUGGAAGCAGUGAAGCAGAUAUAGUGAAAGUGACUGUGCAACGUUGCAAUUUUCUUCUGCUUAUUAUUUAUUUUCCUGGUGAAGACUGUAUAUUUUCUGCAGUAUAAAUCUGGCAAGUUUGAUUGAUGUGAGCACUAUAUUUUUACAAGGUACCAACCAUGUCAGUGUUGUGACAUCGUAUUGCCUUUUUAAGCCUCGCAGAGAGUAUGUAUUCAGCUAGAAACUUUGGACCUAUUGUAGGAGCUUUUCUUGGGCUCGAAGACACAAGAAAUGUAAUCGGUUUGAUGUCUAGAUAACUACGACUGCUGAUUACAAUCGACUGAUGAAAGGAAGGAGUGGCUUUAGCAGUAGAAAAGAUUGAUAAAAAUUGUUUUCAAAUGAAAGGACAAAUCAGUUUGUACAUUUUGUUUGUUUUCUGGCCAAUGUUUCUGCCUAUUGGGUGGGCAUUUGGAAUAUUACCUCAUUUACAAAAUGCUCUUUUGUUUCUGUUGCAUGCUAGUCGACAGUGAUAUAGAAGAGAGGAAGUAUGACACAUUCCGGUUCACAAUAGCUUUCAAUUUUUAGUACUUUUUAGCUUAUAUUAUGCAGCUACAUUACCAAAAAUAAUUCACACUCACAAAACCAAAUAUCCUCAGGUUAUUUAAGAGUUUUGUUCUUUGUAUUUAAAUUUCUUCAGCCAUUGGCAUUACAUUACAUGACAGGAAAUAGAAAAAUAUGUCGAUAACCGUUUUCUUUUAUUAUGCAAUUAAGGUAAAAAAACUUAUGUUUCUCUUUAACCUACAUUUAUCUGGGAAAUAAUGGUACAUGUGGUAUAUAUGCCGUGAAAUAUACAUGACUUUUGUGCAGUACACAGUUCAUAAACUACCCUCGCUCAGUUUGAUGUCAGCUCCAAAGACUGCAACACAUGCCUUGUAAAUACCAAGACUUUGAUGGACACAUCCUAUGGGAAGAAAAAUUGGGCCAAAAUCUUAUUUUUUUGUAAGGAAAUCGUCAGAUUGUUAUGAAGCACUAACAUGUAUAUUUUGUAGAUAUUAAAAUGAUCCUGUCUUGUUUUCUCGCCUGUGUACAAAUUUUGCCAUAUCAUGCAAAAAAUUCUUUUUUCCAUUCUUCAUUACAUGUACUUGGUUCCUAAUUUAUUUUAUUUUUAGAAGAAACUAUGUGUAUGCUAAUCCAUUUUGUGUAAUUGGGUGAGAGAUAGUGCGAGAGAUUCAUUGAAUGAAUGAGAUUGAAUGUAUGCGGUGGCCUCUACUUUCAUCUCAUGGUGAUUUGCUACAUUUCAUUCCAACUUCCUAAUUGUGAAGAGAAUAUUAAUCCUCGAUUACCAUGCUGGUUGUAAAUUCAAUUUUUUAUUUUUUGUUAAAAGUCUUCCCAAAUUAAUCAUAUAUGUAAUCAUAAAAAUACCAAAGAUAGAGAAAAUGAGGUCACCAUCUUUUCCAUAAUCCAUACCAAAGCAUCUGUUUAAAUACUAGCUAUUUCAUGCAAUGUACUGAGAAAUUCUAGGAGAAGAGUAUCUUGUUUAGUAGCAGAAACUUGCUUAUUUCAUUUGAUUCUGUUCUGAUAAACUCUUGCAUAAAGCAUGGAUGAAAGUCCUUCAGCUGAUGUUAUAUAACAAACUAUAUUAGGACUUUCAAGAGUAUUUUCUGUGUUUCUUGUAAUUGUCUCAACUUAAAUGUGUUUUUUGUUGUAGCAAAUGACAUUUUUACGCUGAAAAAAUCCAUAGAAAUAUUGCAUUGCAUUAGGCACUACGUGCUGUCUAUAUGGAAUAAAAAUUUAAAAAAUGAUCAUUCAAAUGUUUUCUUUAUUCUUGGUUCUACCAGAUGGCAAUAACAUUUUCUUCUUGUCUAAUACAACAAACUGUCGCAAGUGUUUUAAUAUUUGUAAUGUGUAUGCUGUACAGCUGUUUCAAAAUUGUGCACUCGUAAAAUGAAAUCCGACACACUCAUGCCGGUAAUAGAAUUAGCUCAGAUAUAUCAAGGUAACUAAUUUAAGUAACCUUAAUCAAUAAAAUAGUAUUGAAUGUAAGUAGACAUUAAAAAUAACUCAAGAGUAACCUACAUAAUUAAUGUUCCUAGAUUAAUCAUCCUCACAGAACAUUUUAACCAAAAUAUUAUGUACCAUGGCUGCAGAAUAGUAUAGGAACAUUGUUGGUAGUUCAAAAUGGCAUGUUGUUGACUUCUAGUUCAUGCAGCAAAACUUGAAAUGAUAAUACAAUAGUCUUGGAGCUUACUCAACUGCCUAGGAAGUAGAAGAGAGAUUUGUUUAGCUGUCAGGCGCAAAAAACUUGUUUUUGUUUUUCCCUCCACGAACUAGUCAGUUGUAAAUGAAAGUGUGAAAGAAACAGUAUGAGUGAACAAAUGUUUGUAAAGUGUUAAAUUUUGUUCAUCAUAUUCAAUACACUGCUUUCUAAUCCAAAGAUCAUUGUUAAAAAUUCUUUGUGUCUUCACAUUAAUUGUAUUUUGUAGUGUGAAAUACUUCCAAAUAUGAAAUGUUAAAUUUCUGUGUGUGGCAAACAUGCAAGGCGAUAAAAAAUUUACUGUAUUUAUAGAUUUUUUUUUUUCAAAAGUUUUAAAUUUUAUAAUGUUCUUAUAUUUCAAUUGUUUGUAUUCAAAUUGUAUCAUUGAAAUUGUUUUCUUCUUCUUCGUCUGUCUAAGAUUGAAAUUCCAAAAUCUAUAUUAUUUGUUGCUUUAAUAUUUUCUGUAACAAAAUGUUUGUUGGUCAGAAUAAUUGUUUGUGGCCAGGUUUUGAGUAUCAAAGAAUAUUCUUUCUCUAUUGUAUGUGUUCUUAAAAGUGCAUGAAAUUUUUGUUUUUAAAUUAAUUGGCAUCCCUUAUUGGGUAUCAGUUUUAAGGAAUUUAAAACAGUUCCUUAAAUAAAGAAUGGAUUUGUAAUUUGGAGUAUUAAAAUGCUAUCAAUAAAAUUGAGCUCUUCUAAUCUUUGUUACUACAGCUUUAAAAUGCAAGUAGUUACCUACUAAUAAGAUAUUCUGAUCAUUUCCUUGAAUCUUGUUUAAUUAUUUAUUCUUAAUAUUAUUGCAUUUGGCCCCAUGUUAAUAAAAUUUUAAUUUCAAACUUGAUAUAGAUGUGGGUCUUGUAAGGAUGUGCACAUCAAAUUCUGGUCAAAAAUGCAAUAUUUAUUAUACAGCUGCAGCCAUGGUAAUAGACCAUUAGACAAUAUUUUAUUCAAAAUUGAGAUCUGUGUUCACUACUUUCACUAAUGUUGUGGAAACAAACUUAGCAGAGCAAACUUGUAAUCAGGAUAUAAUGCGUGAUGCUGUGAAGCACAGAAACUUCAUACCUGCUAUUUAGUGUAUGCAAGUCAUUAAAGUGUCCUUCAUAUUUGGUCAUUUUGAUUUCAUUUAACAAACUUGUAAAUCUUCAAUUAUGUUUUGGUUUGUUCCUUUUUCUGUUGUCAACACAACAAAGUACCAUCUUGCCCCUUUUAGAACUGAUCCAAGGACAAUUAGAGGCCAAUAGUUAAGAGUCAACUCACAAUUGUCAAGUGAGUUCUGAAUGUCCUGGCAUGAUGUAUGUAUGUCUCACCUGCACAAUUUUUAGGCAAUAGAGGUGUACCAUUGCAAUUCAAACUUUGUAAGUUGAUAAAAUAUGAAACUGGUUUAUAUCAGACAGUGAAAUUAACCAUUUAUUGGAAUGGCACAUUGUUAUCCUUUUCUGUCAUUUUAAUGGUGAGUUUUGUCUCAGAAACUCAGAGAGAAAUCAUUUUUUGUUUAAUAAUAAAACUGAAACAAUUUAUUGUAUUUUGUUUCAAAGCAGUUAUAUUCCUGGUACUUCAUUCCUUCGUUGCCUACCUCAAGAGAUUGUUCUCUUUCUACAGGAAUGGUGAACUGAUAAUGAGAAAUAAACUGAAAACAUAUUUAAGAAAUGACUUAAAA